AGGUUUGUAAACAAACAGCAGACCACAGACAAGCUGAUUAAAUGGCUGACAAAUUAUCAGACAGUACACUCAGGUAACCCUCAUGAGCCCAAAACCUCUCUCUGCUGUCUUAAAGAAGCUGAUUAGACGUCUCUAUCUGAAUGACUUCCCCUGUGGAAAUGGCCCUUGGAGACCGACCAAAGAUGAUCCAGAUGGAAUAGAAAAAGAGUCAAUAGAUGACCUCUUGUAUCUGCUAAGGUGCCCUCACUCUCCAUGGAGGCACGAAGAUGUAUCCUGGAGUCCUCAAGCUUCAGAGCUGAGAGAGCUGGCUGUGCUAGAACCAAGCUGCCUGAACACCGAUUUCAUACAUAAUUACUUUACUACACUAACAAUCCGUGGUAGGGAUGUAUUAGCUAUUGACAGUGGCUUGUUGAAGUUCUCAAAGCUGGAGGAACUGAUCCUGAGUGUCAACCUAAUCUCAGAAAUUCCUACAGAGAACCUUCCCAGCACAUUAAAGGUUUUGGAGUUACGUGCAAAUCGAUUGUCUUCGUUGAGCGGCCUCACAAACCGUCCGCCUCCUCAGCUGCAGUACCUUAGCCUUGCAUCAAACAGUCUGGGUUCCCAUAAAGACAUUCGUCAUCUUACAGGAAGACACUGGCCCCAGCUGGUGUGUUUGGACCUCAGCGACUGUGAGUUUCAGGAGCAGCGCAGCCUGCUGACCGCUUUAAAAACACUCCCACGCCUCAGGACUCUGUUGCUUAAGGGAAACCCCUUCACGCUGGCACCGGCAUAUCCAGGUUUUACUGUGGACAGUCUUCCACAGCUUUUGUGCUUAGACGCCUCGUGGAUCUCCUCGCCGGAAACAUAUCGGUUCCGCGGCUUGGCCAAAAUGGAUGAUCUGAUAGAGGAUGUGGCAUCAGUCACAGUGAGUCUGAGCUGGUUGCGGGGAAUACCAGACCCUCUGAUGAUUGUGGAUAAAAAGGCCAAAUUCCCAGUCAUCACUUACAGAUACUUCAUUUCAUACCAGUUCCUUAGUAAUCAUACAUCUGAUAAUCAGGGGGAUGAUAGUGAAUCUAAACUUGAAGCAGCGUCCCAUGUAACAGAGGAUGAGUCGAUCAGGUCUGACCUACAACCGAAUGUUGAAAGACAGGUGUCCAUACUGGAUACUAGAGUCUCUGCAGUCAGUACCAAUGAAACUAUUUGUGAAGCUGCACACCUAUCACAAUACAGAACAUCAAAACUGACAUGGUCAGACUACAUGAACUUAAGUUACACACUAACACACACUGUCAGCUCACUGGGAGACCUGAAGAGGUUCUUUAAUCAAGGGCUUUGUCUCAACCUAGAGGAGGAAAAGAUUCUGUCAUGGCCAGCAGCCGCUGAAGAUGUCCCGCUGGUCAAACCCAGCCUAACAUCGAAAGGGAAAAAAGGCAAGAAAGAAGAACAGGUCAAACCAGCUCCUACUAAAGAUAAACCUAAAGACAAAAAGAGCAAAUGUGCCCCAGGGCUGGUCGAAGAUCCCCCUAUCAGAAGAGUACUCGCUUCUGCACAAGUCCUAUUGCAAAGCCUGGUCCAGGGGAACCAGAGGGUCUCUGUUGUCUGUGACCUUCGUCCCCUAAAUGCAGACUCUGAGGUGGAGGCUGCACAAACACAGAAGGAUCUUGAAAGGAAACUGAAUGGGGACAAAAAGGAGGAAGACAAGAAACCAAAACCAGGAGAAGGCAGGAGUGCAGCACAGAGAAAUUCAAUGGCUUUAAAAGCAGGAAAGCAUAAAGAUACAAGGAAACCUGACGUGGAUGACCCGACAAGCCUGUCUGUACCGGUCCAACAAGAACCAGUAACUGUGGAACUGUGUGUGGAGCUGGAGAAAUGGAGGACAGCAUCUGAAGCUCAUCGUCUCAUAACGCCUGCACAAAAUGUUUAAACCACAGGGCUGAAGUUUGACCUAAAGUGAAUGCAUACAUAAAAUAAAAUAUAAAAAUGUUCAAGCCAUGAGACUUCAGUGGACAACCAAGUA
Girardinichthys multiradiatus is the source of this 1996-nucleotide messenger RNA. RefSeq names its product leucine-rich repeat-containing protein 43-like. Gene Ontology annotation, molecular function: protein binding. NCBI's taxonomy places the organism in Eukaryota, Metazoa, Chordata, Actinopteri, Cyprinodontiformes, Goodeidae. Bases 83 to 1903 code for a protein of 606 amino acids. The record is from RefSeq and is a predicted model, not a curated record. The transcript has 12 exons.